UUGUCUCUUUCAGUAUCUCACUUUAGAUUGAACAUUUCAAUUCAUAUUUUCCAUAAAUUCUCUCUUUUUCGCCGUUUCUCUUCCAAGAUUUCAUUGCAAACAGAGGUAAAAUGGCGAUCUCUGUCCAAAAUCUGCUCAAAGAAAAGAAAUUCCCAUUCAUUUUCGCUUUCUUUGCUUUGCUCAUUUGUGCUACUUUGUUUCUGUAUACAAACGACACUCGUUUCUCUUACUUCUCUCUUUCUGACCUCCAAAGACAGUCUAAUCCAUCUUCUUCCCCGCCAGAGCAACCGCAACCGCAACUCUCCAAUCCUUCUCUAGCCCCACCACCACUACCCUCCGCUGAUUCUGUCAUCAUCAUUAAUACCGGCCAGGGGAAAAGAAUUCUUGAUAAGAGUAGUGCGGUUUUUGAUCACGAUGCAGAUAAGAUUAAGAAGAUAAAGUGGGUUCUGUGUAAAGGAACUGUGGCGGUUGAUUAUAUACCGUGUUUGGAUAAUUCUAAGGCUUUAAAAGAACUUACUUCAAGAAAGCAUAUGGAGCAUAGGGAGAGACAUUGUCCCAAACCAAGUCCAAGGUGUUUGCCGCCGCUUCCUGAUGGGUAUAAGCCGUCCAUUCGAUGGCCUAAGAGCAGGGACAUGAUUUGGUAUAAUAAUGUCCCUCACCCUAAGCUUGUUGAUUACAAGAAGGAUCAAAAUUGGGUGCAAAAGGAGGGUGAUCACUUUGUUUUUCCAGGAGGUGGUACUCAAUUCAAGGAUGGAGUAACUAAUUACAUUGAUUUCAUUGAAAAGACUUUGCCAAUCAUUCAGUGGGGAAAGCGCACAAGGGUAGUUUUAGAUGUUGGUUGUGGAGUUGCUAGCUUCGGUGGCUAUUUGCUAGAGAAAGAAGUUAUUACCAUGUCCUUUGCUCCAAAGGACGAACAUGAAGCUCAGAUACAAUUUGCACUGGAGCGAGGAAUUCCUGCUAUGCUUUCUGUCAUUGGCACACGAAAGCUGCCAUACCCUAACAAUGCAUUUGAUCUAAUUCAUUGUGCACGAUGCAGGGUUCACUGGGAUGGUGAUGGUGGAAAACCACUAAUGGAGCUCAAUAGGAUACUCAGGCCUGGAGGUUUCUUUGUGUGGUCUGCUACGCCUGUAUAUCGUGAGGAUGAGAAAGAUCAAAAUGUUUGGAAAUCUAUGGUAAUUGUGACAAGUGCUAUAUGCUGGAAGGAAGUGGCAAAGACUACAGAUUCGACAGGAAUUGGGCUCGUAAUAUAUCAGAAGCCUAUCUCAACUUCAUGCUAUGAGAAUCGCCAAGUACAUGAGCCACCUUUGUGUGAUCAAAACGAUAUGCAAUCUGUCCCAUGGAAUGAGCCUCUCAGUAAAUGCAUUUCAAGGCUUCCAGUUGAUGAGAGCAAUAGCCUCAUCGGCUGGCCUGCACGAUGGCAUGAUAGAAUUUACAGUGUGCCUCCAAGCCUGUCAACCCAACCAAAUGCUAUAAAAACAUUUCAGAGUGAUUCCAAACAUUGGUCGACUAUCGUAUCUGAUAUUUAUCUGAAUGCACCUGCGAUAAACUGGACAACCGUGCGGAAUAUAAUGGAUAUGAAUGCUGGCUAUGGAGGAUUUGCAGCAGCAUUAGUUGAUCUUCCUUACUGGGUAAUGAACGUCGUCCCCGUGGACAUGGAAAAUACUCUGCCCAUUAUUUUUGAUAGAGGGUUAAUCGGAACUUAUCAUGACUGGGCUGAAUCAUUUAGCACCUAUCCUCGAACGUACGAUCUACUGCAUUCAAGCUUCCUCUUCAAGCACAUAACACCAAGAUGUGAUAUGGUAGAUGUAGUUGUGGAGGUGGAUCGAAUCGUGCGACCUGGUGGAUAUGUUGUGAUUCAAGACACCAUGGAAAUGAUUCAUAAGCUUACGUCGAUAUUCAGUGCUCUCCGGUGGUCGACUACUCUGUAUAAAUCACAAUAUCUCAUUUGCAAGAAAAGUUUUUGGCGUCCCAGCUGAUUGCAGAAUCAAAGCAUUGGCAAAAAUGAUAUUUCCGCUUGCAGUGUUUUUUUUUUUUUUUUUUUUUUUUUUUUUUUUUUUUUUUUUUUUUUUUUUUAAA
Molecule: messenger RNA, 2076 nt
Organism: Jatropha curcas
Lineage: Eukaryota; Viridiplantae; Streptophyta; Magnoliopsida; Malpighiales; Euphorbiaceae
Product: S-adenosyl-L-methionine-dependent methyltransferases superfamily protein
Cellular component (GO): endosome; cytoplasm; trans-Golgi network
Molecular function (GO): methyltransferase activity
Source: RefSeq, a predicted model, not a curated record